Messenger RNA from Naegleria fowleri, 2076 nucleotides. RefSeq lists its product as uncharacterized. The record is from RefSeq and is a predicted model, not a curated record. Bases 1 to 2076 code for a protein of 691 amino acids. NCBI's taxonomy places the organism in Eukaryota, Heterolobosea, Eutetramitea, Acrasida, Naegleriidae. The transcript has a single exon.
AUGGCUGUGAAAAAUUCUGGAAAUGCUCUUCAGUUUGCUAUUGAGUUACGACAGGAUAGAAAUAUUGUUUUACAAGCAGUGAGAAAAAGUAAUACUGCUCUCCAAUACGCUUCUGAUAACUUAAAGAAAGAUAUAGAUAUUGUAUUGCAGGCAGUGGAAGCGAAUGGAAACGCACUUCAAUAUGCUCAUGAAACUUUUUCAAAAGACAGAGAAAUGGUCUAUUUUGCUGUUGCCAAGUAUCAUUAUUUUCACGCAUCUCUGGAUUAUAUUCAUUCAGAUUUAAGAAACGACCGGGAAAUUAUGAUGCAAGCAGUGAGAACAAUUUGUCAAGCAUUACAAUACGCCUCCAAUAAUUUAAAGAACGAUCGAGAGAUUGUAUUAGAGGCUGUGAAAUUCAAUGGUGAUGCAUUGCAAUAUCUUUCUGGUGAUAUUGCAAAAAGUAGAGAAAUUGUAUUGCAAACAGUGAAAUCAAAAGGUUCUGCAUUGCAAUAUGUUUCUGAUCAUUUAAAACAAGAUGCAGAAGUUGUAUUGCAAGCUGUGAAAUGUAAUGGUACUGCACUUCAAUUUGCUUCUGAUCAUUUAAAACGCAACAGGGAUAUCGUUUUAGCGGCUGUUCGAUCAAUUAGCUCUUUGCAAUACGUGAUUGAAGAUUUUAAGAAGGAUCGAGAAAUUGUACUUGAAGCAGUUAAAAAGAAUGGAUAUGAACUUCAAAAUGCUCAUAGUGACCUCAAGAAAUACAGAGAAAUUGUGUUGCAAGCGGUAAAGUCAAAUGGUUUAGCUUUCAAAUACGCUUCUGAAAAUUUACAGAAUGAUAGGGAACUCAUUUUAGAGGCUGUGAGGGAUUAUGAAAAAGCAUUUCAAUAUGCUUCUAAUGACUGUAAGCAAGACAAAUAUUUUGUUUUGCAAGUUGUGGCAUCAAAAGGUGAUGCAUUGAAAUACGUUUCUGAUACUUUAAAGAGUGAUAGAGAGGUGGUUUUUGAGGCUGAGAAAACCUAUAGUCAAGCAAUUAUUUUCGAGGUUGUGAAAAGUAAUGGCAAUGCUCUUCGUUUUGUUUCUGAUGAUUUCAAGAAAGAUCGAGAAAUUGUGCUUCAAGCAGUGAAAUCAAACGGAGAUGCACUUCAAUACGCCUCUCAUCAUUUAAGAAAAGAUAGAGAAGUGGUAUUAGCGGCUGUAAAAUCGAAUGGAAACGCUCUAAAAUAUGCUUUUAGUGAAUUAAGAAAAGAUAGAGAAAUUAUGAUGGAAACAAUUACAAGAUCGAGCAAUGCUUUACAAUAUGCUUCCAAGGAGCUUCAGAAUGAUCGAUGUUUCGUUUUCAAAGCAGCACAGAGAAUUGUUGCUUUUGAGAAACAACCUCGUUCUAAAGACCCACAACAAACUCUUCGUUUAAGUCAAAGAUUAGUACAACUUACGAAUUGGUUUUCGUACAAGUUGUUCAGUGAUGAGGAUUUUGUGACAACUAUUGAAACAAUGGACGAAAUACGUUUGCAAGAAGAAUACAUUCCAUCGAACAUUAUCGACGAAGAGAGUCCAUUAGGGUUGAGCAAUGAGUCCAAUGACAAGUCUUGUUCGAUGUCUGAAACUCUCUCUGGAGACUGUUCUGUGACACAUCCACCACAGACCACAGUGUCUGAAAAAUUUGCGACAAUUUCUGAAAACGCAUCACAAAAUGGUCAAAAAACAAAAUGUUGUGAAAUGUCCAGCACCUUGUCAAGCCCUUCACACGACCAAUCAGUGACACCUGAAAGAAUUGUUGUCAAGCUUGAGAAUGAAAAGAAACGAGCUGCAAGGAUCAAUAUUGUUGAACGUUCAUUGUACUCUUUUAAGGAACAAGUGAGAUCUGUUUUCACAGAUUUAUUGAACAGAGAACUCGAAUUCACGUAUUUCGACCCAAUGUUUGGAGAAAUGUAUAUUUGUAACGAUCAAGACUUGAACGACUGCAUUGAAUUGUUUAAGAGUUCCCAACUUGAAACCAAAGACAAAUUUAUUCGCAUAGUCGCAAAGGAAAAAGUACCAGAAUCAAAGGACACCACAAAUAAUUCAACCAAUAACGAAACAGAUCAUUUACCAGCAUGUUAA